Molecule: messenger RNA, 2620 nt
Organism: Podospora bellae-mahoneyi
Lineage: Eukaryota; Fungi; Ascomycota; Sordariomycetes; Sordariales; Podosporaceae
Gene: RCF2
Product: Replication factor C, subunit RFC4
Exons: 3
Coding region: 1306-2034 (242 amino acids)
Biological process (GO): mitochondrial respiratory chain complex IV assembly
Cellular component (GO): mitochondrial inner membrane
Source: RefSeq, a predicted model, not a curated record
CGCAUGACUUUGGCCCACAGUCUACAUACAUGGGCAUUGACAACGACAACAGGUCGAUCUAGUACCAUCAACCAGCAAAAGACGCCCGCAGAGCAAAGCGAACGGGUUGAGUCGGAAUCGGUCCGCUCAGCCGGCGAGCGUCCUGGGGCAAGAGAAGACACGGCAAGACCCCUAUUUUGCCCGCGGACGCUGCCAAACAAACAUCUGGACCAGUCCUGUUGAGACAUUCUGAUGCUGCGUGGGGGCGAAGCUCAACAUGACAUCCAAGUUGAUUUGGAGUUGAAUGAAUAGUCAGCAAGCCGACUGCCUGCCUGCCGGUGAAACAAAACACCCGAUAGCGACCGGAGAUGUGACUGAGCCGGUUGAGGUUUCACCGUCCGACAACCGCCAGCCGGCUUUUGCCGAUCGGAAUCGGAGCUGCUGCCCCGGCGGAUCGGGCCUUUGAGGAACGGUUGCGCCGGGAGAAAUUGUGCCCGGGGCGUCUGGCCUGACCGAUGAGUCUAAUGUCAAGCAAGUGUCACUGAGAGGCUCUCAAAGUCUCGGGAGCAUUUGGGACCGCAUUGAUGGCCAUGUCAGCAACAGGCUGCUUCUGAGUGACUUUUCGGACUUUGGCCGGCAUGUUCAAAAGUGCUGGAAUUGAACCCACCACUUAAAACCCCUCCAUUUUCCAGGGACGUGGUUCGUGCUUCCCUCGACGGCGAGAGCCGGCGGGGAAGGCUCGGGAAAUUUUGACAAAAGUCAGCAACGAACCGCUGACAUCACCAAAACGUCUUGCUUGGCAGGACCUGUCAAUUGUGUCAUUAUCCCUGUGGCCAUCUCCCAGCACUCGCGCCUUGGACUUUUUGCGAGAUAUCUCGAAGAAGAUGAUAUAAGAGCGAUAUCUAGCAUUCAGAUAUCACUGCUAGACUCGGUGCAUCAUAGAAGGAGGCCAUCGCCGCAACCCGCCUUUUUUUCCUUACCAAAGCAAAAAGUUAAUAACAGGAUCCACCUUUAUUCCCACCGGAGAUCCAAUCGUCACUGCGCUGAUUCCGCAUCACGCAGUUGUCUCAAACGAGCUCCGGUCAUACGAUUUAUUUCUCACACGCCACCGCCUGCCAAAGAACAAAACCACCACCACAACCCUCACAGCCUUAUCGGUUUCUGAACCUACCUGCCUAUUCACCUUCCUAAAUCUCCAACUAAUUACACCUCUCUUUGGACGGCGCGCAAACGGGCAAUCACCUCCUAAAGGCACCCAAUCACUUUUCCAACAACCACCUCUUCAGUCUCCACCCAACCACCCUUCCCCCCCAAAAAACCACCACCAUGAAGAUCAUCUCCAAGGAAGAGGAAGACGCCCACUUCAGCGUCGUCCUCAAGGGUGGUCUCAUCGGCGGCUCCGUCGGCCUCGCCCUCGGUCUGGGUGGUGUAAUCGCCGGCUCAAAGCGCUACCCCACCAUCCGCAACCUCACCCUCCCCUUCCGCUCCUUCCUCGUCACCUCGGCCGGCACCUUUGGCGCCAUCGUCUGGGCCGAGAGAUACUCCAUUGACUUCCAGCGCUCGCACGAUUCCAUGUACAACUACAUGGACGCCUCCCACAAGGCGGCCGCCGAGGCUCGCGCCGCGGCCAAGAGUGACACGGAGAAGCUGAUGGAUUGGGGACGGGAGAACAGGUACUCUAUUGUGUUCACAUCUUGGAUUGCGGCGAUGGGUCUCGCGCUGGCGAUGGUGGGGAAGAAUAAGUAUCUGAGCGGAAGCCAGAAGCUGGUGCAGGCGAGAAUGUACGCCCAGGGGUUGACGCUGGCGGUGCUGAUUGCUACCGCCGCGUUUGAGACGGCGGAUGCGAAGGCGGGCAAGGGGAGGUGGGAGACUGUUAUGGUUGUUGAUCCGGAGGAUCCGGAGCACAAGCAUCUGAUUGAGAAGAGGGUGAGGAAGGAGGAUUAUGAGGGGCAGAACUUGUGGCAGGAUAUGGUCGAGGCUGAGGAGCGCAGACUGGCCGAGCAGAAGAAGCACGUGGCUGCUCUUGAGAAGAAGGAGAAGGCCCCUGCUUCUUAAGAAACUCCCUUCAUUCUCAAAUCUCACAACACGAUCUAUCCGGCUUUUCGGACUCGAAUAAUCCUUACGGUACAGCGACUCUUGAUGAUGCCCGUUCAUCAACGCCGUCCACCUUUUAGGAGCCAUCAUGGCUUCUAGUCUUGUACAACAACGACAAAAAAUAUCGCCCUUCUUUCCUUACAUUACGGAUCUGGAUCUUUCUAUUUUUUGGUUUUAUUGGGUGUUGAAGGAGGUUUACUACUUUUCCCCGGGUUGCUGUGGGCAAAAAGAAACAUUCUACCCAACACAGAUAGACUUUGUCUCUUGGUGGCGUUCUGGGAUUUGUUUGCUUUAUACCGUUUCGUUCUUCUCUGUAUGACUACUUGUUGUUAUGAAAUGAUUCUUGUUGGUCUUUUUUUUGGCCUUUUGGGUGGGACAGAAAGAAAUGAAUUGCAUGGCAUGGCGAGCAAAGUGAGGAGGAUGGGGAUACUAUUCAAAAGGAGGAUAGUUGUGCUUUGACUAGCAGCAGUAAAUUUACAGAGAUGACCACAUUGUAUAGGAUAUCUUUUGCAGUAUUUCUAGUGUUUUAUUGUUUCGUCUCUUGAAU